Messenger RNA from Austrofundulus limnaeus, 2648 nucleotides. Its product is annotated as vesicular inhibitory amino acid transporter. The coding region runs from base 383 to 1951 and encodes 522 amino acids. Gene Ontology annotation, biological process: amino acid transmembrane transport. Gene Ontology annotation, molecular function: L-amino acid transmembrane transporter activity. NCBI's taxonomy places the organism in Eukaryota, Metazoa, Chordata, Actinopteri, Cyprinodontiformes, Rivulidae. Gene Ontology annotation, cellular component: vacuolar membrane. The record is from RefSeq and is a predicted model, not a curated record. The transcript has 2 exons.
GCUCCUCUUUCUCCUCCACCUCCUUUUUUUUCCAGAUUCCUGCGCUCUCUGUCACCAACUGCACUCCAAACUGACAGGACUGCUGGUGGAGAAGAGGGGAAAAUGCUACAUUUGACAUUUUAACGACAUUCAAGGCCAAAUAUUUUAUUUUUCCUUUAUUUUGAAGGAUUUUUCUUUUCAUCCAGGAGGGUUCUCUGAGGGAGGAGAAGAACAUGGAUGUUCAGGACAAGAGGGUUUUUUAACGGUUUGGAUUGUUGAAACCCUUGAAGAGGCAACAGGCAUGGUUUUAAUGUAGCAGUUAUUUAAACUCAUCACCCUGCGAUUAUUUUUUUUAAAGAUUUGAUUUUCAGCUGAAGAAGGAAUUUCUUUGAGUGGGAUAAAGAUGGCUCAUUUAAUCCGACACAAGAUCACCAACAAGCUGACCAACGCGGCCCACACGGUCUCCAACAAGUCCCAGGCCAAGGUCAGCGGGAUGUUCGCCCGGAUGGGCUUCCAGGCCGCCACGGACGAGGAGGGUCUGGGCUUCGCCGAGUGCGACGACCUGGACUACGACUACAGGCAGGGGAUGCAGAUGGAUGUCCUCCGCGGGGAGGAGGAGGAAGAAGGGGGGGAAGCGGGGGGAGAGGGGGAUCUGGACGGGGACAGCCACUACCAGAGGGACGGGAAGGGUCCCAGGGCGCUGAAAUCUGGAGGGUCUCUGGAGGAGGAUAAACCCAAAAUCACCUCAUGGGAGGCUGGGUGGAACGUGACCAACGCCAUCCAGGGCAUGUUCGUCCUCGGCCUGCCGUACGCCAUCCUCCACGGCGGCUACCUCGGCCUCUUCCUCAUCAUCUUCGCCGCCGUGGUGUGCUGCUACACGGGCAAGAUCCUCAUCGCCUGCCUGUACGAGGAGAACGAGGACGGCGUGAAGGAGCGCGUCCGGGAUUCGUACGUGGACAUCGCCAACGCGUGCUGCGCGCCCCGCUUCCCGCGGCUGGGCGGCCACGUGGUGAACGUGGCGCAGAUCAUCGAGCUGGUCAUGACGUGCAUCCUGUACGUGGUGGUCAGCGGGAACCUGAUGUACAACAGCUUCCCGGGCUUCCCCGUGUCGCAGAAGGCCUGGUCGGUGCUGGCCACGGCCGCGCUGCUGCCGUGCGCCUUCCUGAAGAACCUGAAGGCCGUGUCCAAGUUCAGCCUCCUCUGCACGCUGGCGCACUUCGUCAUCAACGUCCUGGUCAUCGCCUACUGUCUGUCCAGGGCGCGCGAGUGGGCCUGGGAGAAGGUCAAGUUCUACAUCGACGUGAAGAAGUUCCCCAUCUCCAUCGGCAUCAUCGUGUUCAGCUACACGUCGCAGAUCUUCCUGCCCUCCCUGGAGGGGAACAUGCAGAGGCCCAGCGAGUUCCACUGCAUGAUGGAGUGGACGCACAUCGCCGCGUGCGUCCUCAAGGGCCUCUUCGCCCUGGUGGCCUACCUGACGUGGGCGGACGCCACCAAGGAGGUGAUCACGGAUAACCUGCCGUCCACCAUCCGGGCCGUGGUCAACCUCUUCCUGGUCGCCAAGGCGCUGCUCUCCUACCCGCUGCCGUUCUUCGCCGCCGUGGAGGUCCUGGAGAAAUCUCUGUUCCAGGACGGAGGCAGAGCCCUCUUUCCUGACUGCUACGGCCCCGGCGGGCAUUUAAAAACCUGGGGUCUGGGACUUCGCGUGGCACUGGUGGUCUUUACCCUGCUCAUGGCCGUGUUUGUCCCUCACUUCGCGCUGCUCAUGGGUCUAACUGGGAGCCUGACGGGCGCCGGCCUGUGCUUCCUCCUGCCCAGCCUCUUCCACCUGAAGCUCCAGUGGAGGAACCUCCUGUGGCACCAUGUCUUCUUUGACAUCGCCAUUUUUGUUAUUGGAGGUGUGUGCGCCAUUUCUGGCUUCAUUCAUUCAAUCGAAGGGCUCAUAGAGGCCUUCAGGUAUGACAUCCACGACUGAGCGCUCCAGAGAUGACCUCUGAAAAAAAAAUAGACAAGGAUGCAGACUUUUGAACAUAAAGGAGAAUAUUCUGUGUGAAAUGUACAUCUUUUUUAUUUUUUGCCUUUGUGAUUAUGUGCAAUAAUAAUAAUAAUAAUAAACUCUACAGUUAUAGUGUAAUAGUCUCAUUCCAGAAAGUGUUUCCAAGAAUGGAACAAGUGAAUCGUUUUGGGAAAAUUUCAAUGAAAAGUAUCAAAAUGUGAGUGUGUUUGUGUUCAAAUGAUGUGUGGAAAAGCUGCUCAAUAAUCAGAGAAAACAGGAGGCCAUCUGAUAACCUAAAUAACUUCUGUGUAGUGCUUUGAGAAGAAGAAUAUUUCUGUUGGUUUUUUGUGUUUUCUGCUGAUUGAAGUUCUCAUUGGCUCGUUUUGUUCUGGUGUUUCAGUCGUUAAUCUGGAUGAAGUGCAAGCAAUUGUUCUAUACACGUGCGUUUUGUUCCCAGUGAACGUAUUAAAUGUGAUUUAAUGGAACUAAACAUGGUGUGUGAGACAAUCUGUCGAAUUAAGAGAAAAAUAAAUCAGAUAUUUUAUGGCCGGUGAGUCGAAUGCUUUCUUUUUUGUCGUUGUUGUUCGGGGUGACUGACUCUGUUGUACUUCCUGUUUUUAAAGGUUAAUGAAUAAACUUCCUCUUUUGAAGAAAGCGCUUCAAAGAUGAGACUGAA